AUGCGGCUUCUCUUUCGCUUCUCCGGCGUCGGCCCCGCCGCUGCGCUCGCCUUCAUCGACGAAGACCAGGGCCGCGGCCACGAGGAGGAGAAGCGGCCCGACGAGUCGAGUCUGAGGCCUCUCUGCGACCAGCAGCGGCAGCAGAUCAUCGCGGCCUCGCCGCCCCCGCCCGACGGCGCGGCCACCACCGCAGCAGCAGCAGCAGCAGCAGCCGGGUGCUGCCACCAUCCGCUGUUCAGCCUGCCUCAUGUGGCGUCCCUCCCUUUGCGCUGCAGCCAGUGCCGCGUCAACGUCUCCAGUAGUGGCGGGUCCGAGGAGGGCGUGAAUUCUCUGCAGGCGGGCGCCUUGGCCGGCAGUUGCCAGCACCUCCUGUGCCGCUCUUGUCUCCUGGAGACGUGCCUCAAGCAGAUCGCCACGGGACGGCUCGUGGCCACGGCGGACUCGUUCUACGCCAUCACUUGUCCAGUGGGCCGUUGUGGGGGUACGCUCCUGAGCGACGCCUUUGCCAUCAAGCAGGUGGUGCCCCAUGAAUUCUACGAGCUCUAUCUGGGAGUUGCCGCGCUGUUGUCCGCCAAGCGCCCGCUCUCGUUCGCCCUGUGCAAGUACUGCGCGCGCAAGUGUGCCCUCACGUGGGAGGGCAAGCUCCUCUGCUGGACGUGUAGUUCGCCAAAGACGCGCCGCUCGUGCCAGGAGAAGGAGGGAUGGCUGAGCGAGAAGACCAGGGACGGGUGGUCCCGGCGGUACUUCUUGGCGGGAGGAGCGGACGGCAGCCUGGAGCCGCUGCACCAGGUGAGGGGGAGGGGCGGCGAGGGAGUUCCUCGCGUGGUGGCCCGCCUGCGACAUCUGGCGGUGCGCGACCUGCCCAACCACCCGGCCCAUCGCUACGUGUUCGCCGUCAUCGUGCACCACCACCCGGCCACUCCUGUGGAGCUGCUCCUGGCCGCCGACUCGCUGCGGGAGAAGACCGAAUGGAUGGAGACCCUCGCCAGCUGGUCCCCCUCCGCCCAGGCAGCCAUCGGCCGGCCAUCCGACCCUCGCCUGGGAGGAGGAGGAGGAGCCCUGGCGUGA
This is a messenger RNA of Acanthamoeba castellanii str. Neff, 1068 nucleotides long. RefSeq names its product PH domain containing protein. Lineage: Eukaryota; Discosea; Longamoebia; Acanthamoebidae. The record is from RefSeq and is a predicted model, not a curated record. The transcript has 7 exons. The coding region runs from base 1 to 1068 and encodes 355 amino acids.